CUUCUCUGGGGUUAGGGUUACACUGCUCAACGUCGACGACCACGACGACGGUCUCUUCUUUUCUCUUCUGCCAUGUCGACCGCUGCCUUGCCGCCUCUGGGACCACUUUUCAAUCUGAAUGGAAAAAGAACGCGCAGUGUAUUCGCCUCAUGUCCUGAGGCAGGCUUCAAAGACGAAGAGAAAAGCACACGACUACGGCUAGCGUUAAAGAUAAACGUCGAGUAUCGUGAUUUCAAGGAACUACCGACCGCUCUUCUCUCCCAGCAGGGCCAUGUGGGACCGUCACGUCCAAAGGAACAACGGAAAUUAAUAACUGCAGGAGCCUCGGCAGAUGCAGAGACGUCACGUAUGAUUGCCAAAAUCGACAACACACCUGUCUCGAAGCCGUCAACAUUCACAUCCUCGAGUAGACUCUCACAAGCUCUCACCCUACACAAAACAACACGGACAGUCAAGCCAACGUAUCACCCUCCAUGGAAGCUUGUUCGUGUCAUUUCAGGGCAUCUGGGAUGGGUACGAAGCGUUGCAGUCGAGCCAGGCAACAAAUGGUUUGCUACAGGUGCUGGUGAUCGUGUGAUAAAAAUCUGGGAUCUUGCGUCGGGAGAGUUGAAGCUAUCGCUAACGGGGCACAUAUCCACCGUGAGAGGUUUGGCCGUAUCGUCACGGCAUCCAUACCUCUUCUCGUGUGGUGAGGAUAAAAUGGUAAAAUGCUGGGACUUGGAAGCCAACAAGGUCAUCCGGCAUUACCACGGACAUUUGUCUGGUGUAUAUUCCCUAUCCCUCCAUCCAACUCUCGAUGUGUUAGUCACUGCCGGUCGUGACGCGUCUGCCCGUGUCUGGGACAUGCGGACAAAGGCCCAGAUCCAUGUUCUCUCUGGUCACACCGGUACGGUUGCAGAUGUGAAGUGUCAAGAAUCUGACCCACAAGUCAUCACCGGAAGCAUGGAUUCCACAGUCAGAUUAUGGGACCUCGCGGCCGGGAAAACUAUAGUGACACUCACGCAUCACAAAAAGUCUAUUCGGUCUUUAGCUAUACAUCCCACGGAAUAUUCCUUUGCAUCUGGAUCGGCUGGUGGUAACAACAUCAAGAAAUGGAAGUGUCCGGAGGGGACAUUCGUGUUCAACUUCAGUGGACAUAACGCAAUCAUCAACACGCUGUCGGUCAACGCCGAGGGUGUCUUCUUCUCUGGAGGUGACAAUGGCACUCUUACAUUCUGGGACUAUAAUACGGGCACUCCCUUCCAGAACAUGGACGACGUUCCUCAGCCUGGGUCCCUUGAAGCAGAAGCAGGUGUUUUCUGUUCGACCUUCGAUAUGACUGGGACACGGUUGAUCACCGGUGGUGCUGAUAAAACAAUCAAGGUUUACGCUGAGCAGUCCCAAUGACCUUUAUCAUUAUAGUGCACCUGUAUUUUUUUUGUAAUCUAUGUCUUUACUGGAGUACAUAUUGACGUUCCUAGAAGUCUUUUGUCAAUUGAACAUCAGACCUUAAGCAUAUACGAACUUAUGCUACGGGAUCCCUAAA
Messenger RNA from Desarmillaria tabescens, 1525 nucleotides. Its product is annotated as WD40 repeat-like protein. Gene Ontology annotation, molecular function: protein binding. Gene Ontology annotation, cellular component: catalytic step 2 spliceosome; precatalytic spliceosome; Prp19 complex. The record is from RefSeq and is a predicted model, not a curated record. NCBI's taxonomy places the organism in Eukaryota, Fungi, Basidiomycota, Agaricomycetes, Agaricales, Physalacriaceae. Gene Ontology annotation, biological process: mRNA splicing, via spliceosome. The transcript is spliced from 7 exons. The coding region runs from base 73 to 1386 and encodes 437 amino acids.